Molecule: messenger RNA, 1314 nt
Organism: Talaromyces proteolyticus
Lineage: Eukaryota; Fungi; Ascomycota; Eurotiomycetes; Eurotiales; Trichocomaceae
Product: PQ loop repeat protein
Exons: 1
Coding region: 1-1314 (437 amino acids)
Source: RefSeq, a predicted model, not a curated record
AUGUCCUUUUCGUCCGGCCACUCGCUGCCCCAGCAUUGCGAGCCGUCCUCGGAGUUCCUCGCGCUGCUUUCAUCUACCCUUCACAUCUGCAUACCCAGCACGCUUGGCUUGAUAUCGUCGAUCCUCGGCUGUCUGAGCAUUGUGUCCUGGCUGUUCGCCCAGUUGCCGCAGAUAUACAAGAACUACAAACUCCAAUCGACCGCGGGGCUCUCAGCAUUUUUCCUGGUAGAGUGGUGCUUGGGAGAUACGACGAAUCUAGUCGGGGCGCUUCUCACGCGGCAGGCGUCAUGGCAGGUGACCAUUGCGUCGUACUACGUCUUCGUUGACGUUGUUCUUGUGUUCCAACAUUACUGGUACACAUAUGUCAAGAAAUCGCACAAGGGCAAAGAUAGCGCCGGUAGUAGUUUCGACGACGACGACGACAACGCUUCCGUCUUCGAGGGUAUCCGGAUAGACCGCGACACGGCCUCCAAACACGCACAGCCGUCUCCCCUCUCACGUCCAUCGGAACCGAAAGACGUGGGAAUCCCCAAGAAGUAUGGCUCUGAAUCUCCCCAGUUCUAUUCGCCAUCGUACUCUGAAAAAUCCAACCACCGACGCGUACCCCGCGAGUCUGGAGCAAGCGGCAGUCUCCCUCUCGGCGUGUCGCCUAAGACGAUAAUGCUCACAUCCAUGCUCUGCGCUGUCCUAGCAAACGCAUCCCCAACACCAUCAACCAACCCAACCACUGACUCCUCGCACCAUCUCAACACCGAGACCAUAGGCCGCAUUCUCUCCUGGAUGUCGACAAUCCUCUACCUCGGCUCCCGUCUUCCACAGCUAUACAAGAACUACAUCCGCAAAAGCACCUCGGGCCUAUCGCCACUGCUCUUCAUGGCAGCCUUCAGCGGGAAUUUCUUUUACUCAGCCUCCCUCCUCACUAACCCGAACGCCUGGUUCGACUUUGCCCCAUACGGCGGUGGCGGGUGGGCUGACGCAGACGGCAACAAUCGCGAGGAAUGGGUUGCCCUCGCACUCCCAUUUUUCCUCGGCGCCGCAGGCGUCUUGAGUCUCGAUGCCUUUGUGGGCGUGCAAUUCCUGCUCUACGGCGAACGCGAUGCGCCGUUGUUGGUGAAGGUGGAUGAUCCGAACGACUCGCACCGCCAGCGAUGGAGACGGGUGAGCGGGUGGAUGAGAGGGUGGGUGCCAUCGGGCGAGUUUAAUCGGUUGAUACGAAGCAACUCGCGUUCAACGACGGCGUCGCAGGGAGAACAGCAAGCAUUGCUGGUUAAUGACACUGAUCGAGACGAGAGACAUGGCUAUGGCGCUGUUUGA